UUAAUAGCUCGGCGAGGGGACACACUGACUGUUAUAAUAACACUACAUCAGCAACUCCUGGCUUUCCAGCGGCGGGAACACAGGAGUCCGUGGCGAAUAGCCGUUUUUUUUUUUUUUUUAAAGCAGCAACUUGUUUGCUAGUUUGAUUUCUGUUGGAUUUUUUUUUUUUUUUGGGUGGGUGGCUAUUUCCAAGUGUGGAGUGCAAAAGGAGAUACCAGCCCAGGCUCAGUUCAACCUCCCUCCAAAACGGCUUCUCUGACACUCCAGGUAGCGAGGGCAUUGGGUCUCCAGGUUGUGCGAGGAGCAAAUGAUGACCGCCAAGGCCAUAGACAAAAUCCCAGUAACUCUCAGUGGUUUUGUGCACCAGCUGUCUGACAGCAUUUACCCGGUGGAGGACCUCGCCGCCACGUCGGUGACCAUCUUCCCCAAUGCCGAGCUGGGAGGCCCCUUUGACCAGAUGAACGGAGUUGCCGGAGAUGGCAUGAUCAACAUUGACAUGACAGGAGAGAAGAGGUCUUUGGAUCUCCCGUAUCCCAGCAGCUUUGCUCCGGUCUCCGCGCCCAGAAACCAGACCUUUACUUACAUGGGCAAGUUCUCCAUUGACCCCCAAUACCCUGGUGCCAGCUGCUACCCAGAAGGCAUCAUCAAUAUAGUGAGCGCAGGCAUUCUGCAAGGGGUCACUUCCCCAGCUUCGACCACAGCUUCGUCCAGCGUCACCUCUGCCUCCCCCAACCCACUGGCCACAGGACCCCUGGGUGUGUGCACCAUGUCGCAGACACAGCCUGACCUGGACCACCUCUACUCGCCGCCACCGCCGCCGCCGCCACCGUACUCUGGCUGUGCAGGAGACCUGUACCAGGACCCCUCUGCAUUCCUGUCGGCAGCCACCACCUCCACCUCCUCCUCUCUGGCCUACCCACCGCCUCCUUCUUACCCGUCCCCCAAGCCGGCCACGGACCCCAGUCUCUUCCCUAUGAUCCCAGACUAUCCUGGAUUUUUCCCGCCUCAGUGCCAGAGGGACCUCCAUGGCACCGCUGGCCCAGACCGGAAGCCCUUUCCCUGCCCCCUGGACUCCCUGAGAGUCCCCCCUCCACUCACUCCACUCUCUACCAUUCGUAACUUUACCCUGGGGGGCCCCAGUGCCGGGGUCACAGGACCAGGGGCCGGUGGAGGCAACGAAGGACCCCGGCUGCCAGGCAGCGGCUCGGCAGCAGCCGCCGCUGCGGCCGCCUAUAACCCUCACCACCUGCCGCUGCGGCCCAUUCUGAGGCCUCGCAAGUACCCCAACAGACCUAGCAAGACCCCAGUGCACGAGAGGCCGUACCCGUGCCCGGCAGAAGGCUGCGACCGGCGAUUCUCACGCUCCGACGAGCUCACGCGGCACAUCCGCAUCCACACGGGCCACAAGCCCUUCCAGUGCCGGAUUUGCAUGCGCAACUUCAGCCGCAGUGACCACCUCACCACUCACAUCCGCACGCACACUGGCGAGAAGCCCUUCGCCUGUGACUACUGCGGCCGCAAGUUUGCCCGGAGUGACGAGAGGAAGCGCCACACCAAGAUCCACCUGAGACAGAAGGAGCGGAAAAGCAGUGCGCCCUCGUCCUCGGUGCCGGCCCCUUCCGCGGCCCCCUGCGCCGGGGGCACGCAGGCCGGGGCUGCCCUGUGCGGCAGCAACAGCAGCACUAUCGGCGGAGGGCCCCUGGCCCCUUGCUCCUCUAGGACCCGGACACCUUGAGAUGAGACUCAGGCUGACACCUGCUACUUCAAACCCGAGCCCCUGACUCCACCCGAGCCCCAUGACAAACACUACCCCGCUCACCUGCCCUUCCUCCCCUCCUUGGGCAGAUGGCCUUGGUGGCGCCCAGCACCGUCCCUUCUCCACUUAGAAGCAGGUCCCUCCUGAGCAGUUGACCGUCAGCUGGAGGCGGUGGGGAGGCUGGGUGUGGGGGUGCCGGCCUAGAGGGCUGAGGUCCGGCUCUGCUGUAGGAGAUUGCUUGACCAGGUUUUGCUUCUCAGCUUCCCCUGCUUUUGACCCAUUACUGGUUUUUGACCCAGGCUGUCAGAGCUGAUGUGAGACUUUCUCUACAAUAUGUUGGGAGAUGCUGAUCCCGUCAAGCGGGGAUGGCAAAGACAAGCAAAGCUGAUGUGCACUUUAUGGCUCGGGACUGACUUGGGGGACGCUGUACAGUGAGUGAAGCAUGGCCUUUAUGCCACAUUUCUGUGGUCCAAGAACAGAGUCAAAGCUUACCUAGUCGUCUCAACCCUGAAGCAAUAUGUAUUAUAAACUCAGAGAACAGAAGUGCAAUGUGAUGGGAGGGACAUAGCAAUAUCUGCUCCUUUUUGAGUUGAGAAACGUACAGACUAUUUUUUCAGUGUAUAUCCACUAGAUUUUGUGUAUUUUUGAUGUGCACUGUUCUCCAAGUUCUGAACCUUUGGGAAAAAAUUGUAAAGCAUUUAUGAUCUCUUGAAAUGAGUCAGAGGUUAACUUAUUUAAAGGGGGAUGUACAUAUAUUCUCUUAAACUACGAUGCAUGCAAUUGUGUUGGAAGUGUCCUUGGUGCCUUGUGUGAUGUAGACAAUGUUACAGUGUCUGCAUGUAAAUGGGUUGCCUUACUAUGGAAAAAAAAAAUCACUCCCUGGGUUUAGUAUGGCUGUAUAUUUCUGCCUAUUAAUAUUUGUAAUUUUUUUUAGAAAGUAUAUUUUUGUAUGCUUUGUUUUGUGACUUAAAAGUGUUACCUUUGUAGUCAAAUUUCAGAUAAGAAUGUAUAUAAUGUUACUGGAGCUGCUUUGUUUGGUUAUUAGCUCUUAAUAGUUGUGGAACAAAAUAAAUGAUCUAUUCUAACACAGAACCAC
This is a messenger RNA of Lepus europaeus (European hare), 2852 nucleotides long. RefSeq names its product early growth response 2 (gene EGR2). The transcript has 2 exons. Gene Ontology annotation, biological process: regulation of transcription by RNA polymerase II. Gene Ontology annotation, molecular function: RNA polymerase II cis-regulatory region sequence-specific DNA binding; DNA-binding transcription factor activity, RNA polymerase II-specific. Bases 308 to 1735 code for a protein of 475 amino acids. The record is from RefSeq and is a predicted model, not a curated record. Lineage: Eukaryota; Metazoa; Chordata; Mammalia; Lagomorpha; Leporidae.